Messenger RNA from Musca domestica (house fly), 3753 nucleotides. Its product is annotated as T-box protein H15-like. Gene Ontology annotation, biological process: positive regulation of DNA-templated transcription; cell fate specification; regulation of transcription by RNA polymerase II. NCBI's taxonomy places the organism in Eukaryota, Metazoa, Arthropoda, Insecta, Diptera, Muscidae. The record is from RefSeq and is a predicted model, not a curated record. Gene Ontology annotation, cellular component: nucleus. Gene Ontology annotation, molecular function: RNA polymerase II cis-regulatory region sequence-specific DNA binding; DNA-binding transcription factor activity, RNA polymerase II-specific. The transcript is spliced from 6 exons. Bases 1312 to 3162 code for a protein of 616 amino acids.
UUGUGAAUGGGCAUUGAUGGAUGCUUGGAGGCACGAUUUGACUGAAUGUAAGUCUCCCACAUGCCGGGCUCUCUACCGAAGCGCUCUCUUUAACUUUCUUGGGUUGUCAUGGAGGUUUGUAGCGUGCCCUUGCCAGCGUUCCUUCAUGUACAUAUGUAUUCCGACCUGUUUUACUUUACUUGCCACUGCAGCUCACAGAGCGUAGCUGCUAAUACUGCUCACCCAAGAAGCGAUGGAAUUAAACUUUCAAACGAUGUUUUGAGGUGCCUUUGCCAUCAGUUUGGUUCCGUAUGCGGCUGUUAAAAACGUUGAAGAACAAAUAAACGGAUUUGCUUUUCGUACCUGUGUGAAUAACUGAAGGCAUAAAAGAAAGAAAAACACAAAACACAAUUUUCAUAGUGCUAAAAUAGUUGAAGGUGCUCUUGAGCACAACGAAAACACGAGUCCCGCUUUUUACCCCAUUCCGUGUCCCCAACCCGUUGAGGUUAAAUGUCGUUUUUGAGUUUUUCCCUACUCUGCCACUGAGAAAAUUUUCGCUGUUUUGCUGCUUUUCUCGACGCAUUUCUUCGCCGCUUGAUUUUCGUGUUUCUGUUGUUGUAGUAGGUCGAUGAUGAAGUGUUGAAAAGACGGAUUUCUUUUCGCCAAAGCAAUGAGUGCGAUUGUCGUGUAGGCAAUUGUCGACUUGCACACUUACACAUGCAAACGACACUCUUCACAUUUCACUACAGCGACAACACAUCAGUGAAAAGCAAAAAGCUCUCAGUCACAAAGAUCAGCUGUUUAGCUGACCAUUACACGUCGGUGGUGUAGCUCCCUCUGCUAGACUUCCAUGCGUAACUUUAGACCGAUGCGCAUUCCAUUACAAAACGAAGCUAGCCUCCCCCAACCACAGUCGCAAACAACACAACAACAGUACCCCACUCGGGUGCCCCAACUAAAACAACGGAAUGCACAAACAACUGAUUGGGUACGAAUUACGAAGCAAAUAACAAACAAACAAACAACAAACUUGGCAACUUUACGCGUUCACAUAGGGGCGCCGCCACCUGACAUUCUGAUAACUGCCGUCGCUUAGCAUCUUCAUUCAUUGGUCAGCCAGACAAUGGAACGGUUGUCGCAACAAUAACGGAAGAAUAGAAAUCCCCAAAAACGCGAUCGAUUUAAAAAGCCCGUGCCGUACCACAGCCUCUCGUGGUUCGAAUUGCGUAAAUAUUUUCAAGUGCGAAACGAUUCCAAUCGAGUGCAAUGAGAAACAGUAGCACGUGUGAGAAAAAAGUGUUCCCAUUCAGUGUUUAGCCAAGAUUUCUGAAAAUGCUUUUUAGCCACAUGAGUAUCAAACAGGAAUUGCAAACGGAUGAGACACAGCAACAUAGCCAAUUUCAGCCAAGUCAAUCGAAAUUUGUCGAAAUCGAAAAUUGUAAUAACUGUUCAAAAAUUGCCCCAAACCCACUGACACGUGAAAGCCCCAAAACAAUAACCAACUCCAGACAGAUUGCCACCAUCCUCAACAACAGGACUGGCAGCAGAAGCAAUCGUCCUUUAGUCCUCAAUUUAACCAACACAACGAGAACGACCACCAGUUCUUGCAUCGGCGGCGCCACGGAUUUCUCAAUAGCAGCGAUAAUGGCGAGAGGCGGAAAUGCCUCGAGCCGCGAACCAUCGGAGAGGAGUUUGAGUCCAUUAUCUCUUGAACGCUUCCCCGACGCCGAAGAGGAAGGGGAUGUUGAUGUGGUCGAUUGUAGCGACACCGAAUCAGCGGCAUCCGUUGCUCGUCUAUCGCGGCACGGUGGAGCAGCGCUUAUCCAAAAGACUGCCCUUAAACAUCGCAUAAACUACAGCAAUGACAGCGGAAAUGGAAGCUCCAACCAUAACCACAGUUCCAGUAGCAGUCGAGGGAGGGCGUCUCCCCAAAGUCCUUCUCAGGCGGAAGACGAUCGUUUGUCCCCAGAGCCAGCGAAGGUAAAACGCAAAAACUCUCCCAAAAUAGUUGGGUCCUGCAACUGCGACGAGCUGCUGCCCAUUCAAUGCCACCUUGAGACCAAAGAGUUAUGGGACAAGUUCCAUGAACUGGGCACCGAAAUGAUCAUCACAAAAACGGGAAGACGAAUGUUCCCGACUGUCCGUGUCAGUUUCUCCGGACCUUUGAGACAUAUGCAACCACCAGAUCGCUAUGCUGUCCUUAUCGACAUUGUACCCAUGGAUUCGAGACGAUACCGAUACGCGUAUCACCGGUCCUCGUGGCUGGUGGCUGGCAAGGCUGACCCUCCACCCCCAGCCCGUUUAUAUGCCCACCCAGACAGCCCCAUAAGUGUCGAUGCACUGAGAAAACAAGUGGUUUCAUUCGAGAAGGUCAAAUUAACGAACAAUGAAAUGGAUAAAAGUGGACAAAUUGUAUUGAAUUCAAUGCAUCGCUAUCAGCCAAGAAUCCAUCUGGUCCGCCUUAGCCAUGGUCAGAAUAUUCCCAACACCCCCAAGGACUUACAGGAAAUGGAACACAAGACAUUUGUCUUUCCGGAGACAGUCUUUACGGCAGUAACGGCCUACCAGAAUCAAUUGAUAACAAAGCUGAAAAUAGAUUCUAAUCCAUUUGCCAAAGGCUUCCGAGACUCCUCUCGCCUAACUGAUUUUGACCGUGACCCCAUGGACUCUUAUUUGUUUGAGCAGCACUUUCGAUCGCCACUCAGAUUCUUUCCGGACCCACUGAUGCAGCAAAUGUCACCCCAGGAUGCUGAUGCUGCAUCCAUGGCCUUUCUGGAAAAGGCCAGGCAACACCUGCAGAUGUUUGGGCGGUCACCAUACACGGAGAUGUUAUUGCCUCAUCUAUACCAACGUCCUCCGACUGCAGCAGCGCUGAACGCCUUCAACUUGGGAAUGUGGCAACAACAGUGGCCCCAAUUGACCGCUGGGUUUCUGGCUAACCACCAAGCGGCAGCAGCACAGGCCGCAGCAAAUGCGGCUGCUGCAGCAGCUGCCUCAUCUCGAAGGAGUCCGCAGCCCAUAAAUCCACCAGCACCCGCUACGACGCCCUCUUCAUCUGGAUCGGCUUCUCCUGAUUUGAGGACAAAAAACUUCCAUCGAUUCAGUCCCUACACAGUUCCUCAACAGCAUCAACAACAACAGCCGUCCCAACCGCCACCUCCGACAAGAAGUCCGCCAAACUGAUUUCAUUCUACCCAACCAGUGCAAUCGUAAAUAAUGUUGACAUUAUUUAGUAGGGGCCUUGUGAACCGUGAAAGGAUCCCGCUUUAUGAUUAUUUGUAAAGUUCCCACAUAUAUGUUAGUGUAAAGACAGAACACAAGAGCUAUCAACCUGUAAAUAAAUGUAAUUCCUUAGAUAUAGUCCUGAGAAUUGAGGCCCAAAGGCAUAAUUUGAAUGUAUCCCGCUGAAAACACUCGAUUCUUUGUAGAAAGUGCUUUGUUAGUGUAUAAAAAGGCAAGGGCCCAUGAUGGACCCGGCAAAUGCUACCGAUACUUACCUUUGUAUUGGCAGACGUCUUUGUAUUUAAUAUUGUUCCUAAUUGUAAUGAAUAGCCUAAUGAAGUAUUUUAGAUAAAUAAAUGCGAAUAAAUGUAAUUGACGGAAUGUUGCUACACACACACCCAUACACAAAUACAUAUAAAUAAUAGCUUAAGAUAGAAAACAUAUUUUAAAUUUGGUUUAACAUUUUGUAAUAUGUGCUUAUGACCAGUGAAAAAAUUAGUAAUUUAUUUAAAGCUUCAUUAAAAAUAAAGAGAAACACAUCAAUGAAUUAUA